This is a messenger RNA of Procambarus clarkii (red swamp crayfish), 3224 nucleotides long. Lineage: Eukaryota; Metazoa; Arthropoda; Malacostraca; Decapoda; Cambaridae. The record is from RefSeq and is a predicted model, not a curated record.
GAAGUCCCUAACUGCACGAUUGAACAUAUUUUCGAGAUACGACAGCGACGGACGAAGUAAUUGGGUCUUUUAAAAACUCAAUUGGAGAAUUUGGUGCCAGUGAAGCAUACGUCAGCGGCUGUCCAAGUGACCCAACCCAAAUUUUGUACGUCAGGCAGGGUGGCUCGCCUAGCGUCAAGUCAGCUUUCGUACAAUACGUUUGCGAAGUACCACUGCAACUAUUGUGAAGAGGAUGUUAAUGGACUGAGGGUACGGUGUCUGGAGUGCGAAGACUUCGAUCUUUGUUUACAGUGCUUUUCGUGUGGUGCUGAAAUUGGCAAGCAUAGACGAAAUCACGGUUAUCAAUUUAUGGUGACUAAAGCCAGACGUGGGACGCUGCAGGACGAGAGGUCAGGUGACGUAGCUGCAGCAGUCCCUGUAGAGGCAGAGUUGGUGAUGGUAGAAAGGCGUGGGACGCUGCAAGCUGAGAGGUCGGUCGACGUUGUAGCAGGCGUUCCAGGAGCAGAGGCCGGUGUUUUCCAGGAUACAGGAAACUUUAGCAUUUUCCCUGGUCAAGGCCAUUGGACUGCACGAGAAGAAGUCAGAUUAUUGGAUGCAAUAGAACAGUAUGGAUAUGGGAACUGGGAAGAUAUCGCUCGUCACAUUGAGACAAGAACGCCUGAAGAUGCAAGAAAUAAAUAUAUCAGCAGUUACAUAGAUGGCAACAUUGGACGAGCUUCAUGGAAACCAGCUCUGGAGAGGUUGCAGUUGCCAAUAGAACACACAUCUGCUGACACAGGGCCAUUAUCACCCACUCUAGCCUCGUCUUUACCUUCACAACCGCUGUGUCUGGAAGAAAAUACUAUCUUGGGAUACAUGCCUCACAGAGAUGAUUUUGAGAGGGAAUGGGACAAUGAUGCAGAAGCGACAAUAGCGCCACUUUUUAUUCAUCCUGUCGAUGAUGAAGACAUUGAUAUGGCUCUUAAACUUGCCCAGGUGGAUAUGUAUAUGCGACGACUACGUGAGCGAUCUAGAAGAAAGCGUGUUGUUCGAGAUUUCCAGAUUGUUCCACAGUUCUUCAAAAAGGAGAAAGAAAAAGCACAAGUUCCACCCAAAAAGAAAAGUAAAGAUGACAGAGAUGCUGUAGCAGAAAAAUUACGAGCAGCCAGUCAAUUUCAAACUGCUAGUGAACAUAACAAUCUAAUUUCUUCCAUGGUGCGAGAAAGAGAGCUCAGAACAAGAAUAAGAGAGUUAUUAAGAUAUCGGCGAAAUGGUAUUAGACAUGUGGAAGAGUGCCAUGAAUUUGAAGUAGCUCGGUCACGACGAGAUAAGAAGAAAGAAAACAAAAAGAAGUCAGCCAGCCUGCCUCAGACUCCAACGACUCAAAUGGACCUGAACAUAAAGUCAAAAGAAAACGACGCAAGAAGUCCGAAAUGUUUAGCAGAAAAAAAGUUCACGCCUCUCGAUACUGGCGGUGGAAGAUGGCUCAGCGGGAACUUGAGCGGCAGCGGCUUGAGCGGGAGCAGCGAGAGCAUCACAAACUGGGGGGGCGGGAACAGCACGCAACAGACACAGCAGGGGGGGGUAGCCGGGGGGAAUGAUGAUCCAGUGCCAAUUUCAUCAUUGCCAGGAUACCAUCUUCUGUCCCAGAGAGAAAGGAAGCUGUGUGCCUCCUCAAAUAUCAAACCAUCCCAGUACAUUGCUUACAAAGCAGUUUUACUAAAGGAUGAAGGCGAUAAGCAGCAAGCAGGAGUGGGCCCAGCUACCCGUAGGGGCGUCUGUUGCCCACAAGGCCUUGAUUCUCACUCACAGCGUAUGAUCACGACUUUCAUGACCCAAGCGGGUUGGAUUUCUUCGUUUACAUGACCAUCAGUUAAUUUUGGGACCUAAGCAUGUUAUCUCCUCACCUUUAUUAAUUGCUACCAGUUUAGAGAUAGCAAUCUCUUAUAGUACUUUGAAUAUUGAGCAUAUUGUGGGGAGAGAGCUGUUCCAUACACCUGCUAUGAUUAUAAGCAAUUAGACAAGAACUCUUUCGAGAAAAUGAAAGGGUGAGUGAGUGUGUGCGCGUGCGUGUGUGCAUGCGCGUGUGUGUGUGUGUGUGCGCGUGCAUGUGUACUCACCUAAUUGUGCUUGCGGGGGUUAAGCUUUGUCUCUUUGGUCCCGCCUCUCAACUGUCAAUCAACUGGUGUACAGGUUCUUGAGCCUACUGGGCUCUAUCAUAUCUACAUUUGAAACUGUGUAUGGAGUCACAUGUGUGCGUGUGUGCUUGCACAUGUGUGCACAUGUGCGUUUGCGUCCUUGUACAUGUGUGUGCGCCCGUGUGUAUAUAUUAUGAGUUCAUUACAUAGUCUGUUACAGUUUGUAUUUAAGGGUCCCUAUCAACUGAUGGAUUAUGGCUUGAGGUCCCUUAUAAACAGCUUUUUACUGUAAUGGGCAUGAUUGAGUCACAUGCACAUCUUCAAGCAUGUUAUGUUGUUUUUCUUCUGCACAUUUUAUUGAUGGUCUAAUACGUGGAAUCAUGUUAUACAAGCAAUUUUUAAUGUUCAUUGACAAUACUGUAUAGACAGUGCAAUUGCAGCUUUGAAAUGAGAAUUUGCUGUAAAAUCUUGCUAAAGCCUUUGACAAUGGCAAGAAUAGCCUUUAAUCUUUAUGAUAGUCAUAAAUAUUGGUAAAACUUAGUUGCAAUAUUUGCACAUUGCUUGUACUGGUGAUGGUUGUAUACUAGUGUUACAAGUAUUCUCUACUCUGUUGCAGGGAUUAUUUCUCACUGGACACACUCCUCCAGUAUAAAAUACUGUAUAUGUAAAAAUCAUAUUACUGUAGCUGUAUUAAAGUUAACAGUGUUAUUGUAAAUAUUUUUGUGAACUUCCCUCUUAUUAUAUUGUACAAAAGGAGUUUUUCAUCUCGUUUAGUUUUAGUUGGCCAUCUGCGGGUGUGUACUAAGAUGUUCUCUAGUCAUGAUGAUACAGAUGCAAACUCUAGCUACUAUUCAAAAUACUGCUGGCAGAAACAGGCUUUCUUACUUUGAUUUGUAAGGUCUUAAUUUCUUUACUGGAGGUAGAACUUAUAAAAAUAUUUUGUUACUUAUAAUAUUUUGUAAACAUUACAUAUAUUGAUAAAUUUUUAAAAGAGAAUCUUGGUUAAUUCAUACCAAGAAGUAUUGUUUAGUUUAGACAUAAGGAUAUUAAUUUUUAUACAAAUGUGUACCUGGAUAUUUAUCUUUUUUUAAAAGACUUGUAGUAUAA